AUGAAUUUACAGAAACAUAUAGCACAGAGAAAUGCUCAGAAGAAUGUUAUAGACUAUUAUUUAGCGAGAAUAGAAGACGCCAAAAGCGCCGAGAACAUUUCACUGAUCGAUUUCAACGGAAUAUUUGAAAAACUCGCGUUAAAAGUGAAACAAAUGGAAGAAAUGAACGAGAAGAUUGCAAAUCUUACGGACAGCGAAGAAAUUAACGAAGAAAUUAUACAAACCGAAAAGUAUAUGUUGGACUUAGACCUUAAAAUGAGACACCUUAGUGACUUUAGAGAUAAACAGAUUCGUACAGAUGUACAACAACCGCAGUUUUUCCCCACUGAUGGUCAGUCAACUCUUCAUGUGGAGUCGCAGCAGACAUUUUCCUCUGAAUUUUCGCAGUCCACAACUGACAGAUCGUCACAGAGCACUUCCGGUUUUCAACAAGCACAGUUGAAUGUAAAUGCACAUCCUUUCGUCAGUCAGAAUGUAAGUAACAAUUCAUUUCAAUUUCAUAGACUGCCAAAGUUGUCUCUACCAAAAUUUAACGGUGAUAUUCUUAAAUGGCAAGGUUUCUGGGAUUCCUUUGAAUCAACCAUUCACCUGAAUACCAAUCUCACAGACGUACAGAAGUUUACAUAUUUACAGUCUCAGCUAGAGGGCGUUGCAGCACGUACUAUAGACGGUUUUGCCUUAACAAAUUCCAAUUAUUUGAGAGCCAUUAGUUUACUUAGAGAGAGGUUCGGACAACAGCAUAAGAUUGUACAUACCACCAUGCAGGCCUUGAUACAACUACCGGCGCCAUUGAACACGCUUAGCAGUUUACAAGCGUUCCAUGACAAAAUGGAAACGUACAUUCGAGGGUUAGAAUCAAUGGGGCAGAAUCAAGAAAGUUACGGAAGCCUGUUAGUGCCAAUAAUUUUAGACAAAAUGCCACAAGAGGUCAGAAAAAAUCUUGCACGAGAACACGGCGACAAUGACUGGAAGUUAGAAGAACUUAGGAGUGCCCUGAGGAAAGAAGUCCGGAUACUUGAAGUCGGAAUUCAAAGCUAUACACCGGAAAUAAACGAUUUCAUACCGACAUCGUCUUUUUACACUGGAGCGUUAUCAAAGCAAAGAAGAAAGCAAAAUAAAGACAAAACAGAGAUAGAUUUCAAUACAAACAGAAAAAAUAAAUCAAAUGAUAUCAUUUGUGCAUUCUGUGAAGAAUCACAUAAAUCUAUUGACUGUACAAGGUUUCCUGAUACGCUGUUAAGAAUGCAGAAAGUGAAAGAAAAACAAUUGUGCUUUAAUUGUUUAAGAAAACACCGGGUCAUAAACUGCACGUCACAAAGAAGAUGUCUGGUCUGUAAAAAGAAACAUCAUACUAGCAUAUGUAACAACAAGAGUAAAGAACACAACAGUGGCGGGAAUGUUCCGGAUGUACAGCCAUCAAAACCGGAAACGGCAGUUCUACAUUCAUCUACCCAAGAAACUUCCCAUGGUGUUUUACUGAAAACAGCCAUUAGCAAGGUGACUUCCGGUAACAUAACAAGGGAUACUCAUAUCCUGUUUGACGAAGGAGCACAGAAGUCAUUUAUCACCGAGACGCUAGCACAAGAAUUGCAACUAUCCACAUCCGGUACAGAAACCUUACACUUAGCAACGUUUGGUAACCAAGAACAACAACUAAAACAUGUUGAUUCCGCAACGGUGUACCUCAUUACAAACCAGAAAAAGAGAAUACCGAUCAAUGUAUUAAUAGUGCCUACUAUAUCAGUACCUAUUAGUACCAGUCUACACAACACAGCGUCCCAUUUACCUUACCUGAGAGGACUGAACCUGGCACAUCCGGUUAGCGGCGAUGAGGUAUUUACAAUUUCUCUGCUGAUAGGAGCUGACCAUUACUGGGACGUCAUUGAAGAUCAUUUUAAAUACGCGGAUGUGGACCAACUGCAGUGA
Mercenaria mercenaria is the source of this 1926-nucleotide messenger RNA. RefSeq lists its product as uncharacterized. The transcript has a single exon. The record is from RefSeq and is a predicted model, not a curated record. The coding region runs from base 1 to 1926 and encodes 641 amino acids. Lineage: Eukaryota; Metazoa; Mollusca; Bivalvia; Venerida; Veneridae.